AUGGCUGCCUACAGGGUGACCCAUGCUUUCUCACAAGCAACGAAUGUUUUGCGAUAUACCUCAGUGCGGGGCUUGUCAGUAUCAACUAAUCAACAAAGUAUACCUUCAUCAUACAUUAGAGGCAAUGGCCAACUUGAUGUUCGACUAUUUCCGAUUCGGUCCAUGUCAGGAGGGGGUGGAAAACCAAGAAGUUUUAUUGCACAAUUUAUUGACAAUAUCAGACAGGAUAUCUCAAAAAAUAAGGAGAUGAAGGACAGUUUGUCAAAAUUUCGUGAAGAAGCCCAGAAGUUGGAAGAAUCAGAAGCCCUUAAGGAUGCUCGGAGGAAAUAUGAGAAAAUUGAGUCUGAGACUGUGAAAGGGUCUGCAGUUAUAAAAGAGAGACUGUCGGAGAUAAAGGAUAAAGUUCAAGAGACAGUUGAAGAAGUCCAGAAGACAGAGAUUGGUAAAAAGGCUGGGGAGUUUACAAGUUCUGUUGGAAGUGCAGCUGGGAAAGCUGCAGAAAGUUUAGGAAAAUCUGGUGAACAAAUUGCACAGAGUCAGGUUUUUAAGACCGUCAGCCAGGGUGUCGUUAGUAUAAAACAAGAAAUAGAUGAAACUACUCUUCAGCGAGCCAGAAUUUAUAAAGCACCAGCCAAGUUAAAAAAGCGGAAACAGCGGGGAUCUUUAGGGGAAAAAGAAGACAAGCCAUUGGAGGCAGAUGAAGAAACAAUUGGCAUGGUGUUACACAAAGAUUCUAAAUGGUUUGAAAGUUGGCAGAAUUUCAAAGAUAAUAAUCAAUAUGUUAACAAAAUGUUUGACUUGAAAAUGAAGUAUGAUGAAAGUGACCAUGUAUUGAUUAGAGCAACCAGAACAUUUACAGACAAGAUGUCUGAACUUUUUGGUGGCGUUUUUUCCAAAACGGAAAUGUCUGAAGUCCUCACAGAAAUAUGCAAGAUGGACCCAAAUUUUGACAAAGAAUCCUUCAUCAAAGAGUGUGAGCAAGAAAUAAUACCAAAUGUUUUAGAGGCAAUUGUAAGAGGAGAAUUAGAGAUUCUUAAAGAUUGGUGCCAUGAAGCUCCGUACAAUGUCAUUUCCCAUCCUAUCAAACAAGCCCUGGGCAUGGGCUAUAAACUAGAUUCCAGAGUAUUAGAUGUGACGAAUGUAGAUAUUGCUGCCGGUAAGAUGAUGGAACAGGGUCCCAUGCUAGUCAUCAGUUUCAUUGCUCAGCAGAUCAUGUCUGUCCGGGAUAAGGCUGGUCAGCUGGUCGAGGGAGAUCCAGAGAAAAUUCAGAGAGUCAUGUACGUUUGGGCAUUGUGUCGAGACCAAACUGAGCUUGAUCCGAAAGCUGCUUGGAAAGUGAUGGACAUUUCAGCUAGUGCCUCAGAACAGUGGCUUUAGAGAAGAACACUACAGUACAUGUGUUAUGCAUUGAUGUGUACCAUACAUUGGUUAAAACAGCAAGGACUGCCAAUAUCUUUGACUGGCUUUGGCAGCAAUAUCCCAUCCACAACUUUGUUUUGUUGAAUACAUGUAGAUGUUACCAAGAAUUCAUGAAGACUUCAUUCUUGAUGUUGCUUGCUGUAAAAAUCUUAUGUUUACUGCUUGUACAUGUAAGAAAGAAAGUGAUGUUGGACACAAGAUGGCAGACCCCGAUGAAAUUGAUUAAAACUGGAACGAAAGGAACAUUCAGCAUUCGUGAUUCUUCCUGUGGGUUUUUAGGUUGGCUUGCUGUGAAAUAUUUGUUAAGAUUCUGUUAAUAGUACAUUCUGGUAUUGUGUACAUGAUGAAUUAUGUAUGGAAGAUUUGUUUACAGAAAAUAGAUAGAAUACUCAUA
Molecule: messenger RNA, 1813 nt
Organism: Lineus longissimus
Lineage: Eukaryota; Metazoa; Nemertea; Pilidiophora; Heteronemertea; Lineidae
Product: mitochondrial import inner membrane translocase subunit TIM44-like
Exons: 14
Coding region: 1-1377 (458 amino acids)
Biological process (GO): protein import into mitochondrial matrix
Cellular component (GO): mitochondrial inner membrane
Molecular function (GO): protein-folding chaperone binding
Source: RefSeq, a predicted model, not a curated record